Molecule: messenger RNA, 3686 nt
Organism: Phycomyces blakesleeanus NRRL 1555(-)
Lineage: Eukaryota; Fungi; Mucoromycota; Mucoromycetes; Mucorales; Phycomycetaceae
Exons: 9
Coding region: 17-2815 (932 amino acids)
Biological process (GO): inositol metabolic process; inositol phosphate biosynthetic process
Cellular component (GO): cytosol
Molecular function (GO): diphosphoinositol pentakisphosphate kinase activity; 5-diphosphoinositol pentakisphosphate 1-kinase activity; inositol hexakisphosphate kinase activity
Source: RefSeq, a predicted model, not a curated record
CAAACUCAUCGACACCAUGUCGAAUAAUUCAUCUAUCUUUACAAACCCCAAUCCACCACCACCACAUACUUUCUCACCAAUGUCAGCACGCGGAAAAUAUGUCGUGGGUGUGUGUGCUAUGGAUCGCAAAGCAAGAUCAAAACCCAUGCGCUACAUCCUUAACCGAUUACUUGCCCAUGGAAAUUUCGAAAUUGUGAUUUUUGGAGACAAGACGAUUCUCGAUGAAGAUGUCGAAAACUGGCCUGGAUGUGACUUUCUCAUUUGCUUCUUUUCCGGGGAUUUUCCUCUCGAGAAGGCUGUCAAGUACACAAACUUGAGACACCCCUUUGUAGUCAAUAAUGUGGCAAUGCAAAGCUUAUUGUGGGAUCGACGAGUGGUUUUAUCUGUUUUGGACGCCAUUGGUGUACCAACACCUCCAAGACUAGUUGUAUCUCGCGAUGGAGGUGCACGGGUCGAUAAAGACGCUGCUGCUGAAUUUAAGGAAUUCACGGGAAUGGAUAUGGAACGUGUACUUGCUAAAUACACUAAUAACAGCACCGGAGUCAAGAUUACUGAAGACGGUAUCGAGGCAGACGGAAAGAAGCUCUUGAAAACUUUCAUUGAGAAACCUAUCGAUGGAGAAAACCACAAUAUCAACAUAUAUUACUCUAAAGACAAAGGUGGAGGAGGUCGCCGUCUGUUCCGCAAGAUCGGAAACAAGUCUAGCGAAUUCGAUUCCUCAUUGAAUCUGGCAUCCACGGAAGGCUCUUGGAUUUAUGAAAAAUUGAUGGAGACUGAAAACUGUGAAGACAUUAAACUGUACACAGUUGGACCUACAUUUGUACAUGCUGAAACAAGAAAAUCUCCUACCGUGGAUGGACUAGUAAAACGCAACACAGAUGGGAAAGAGAUACGCUAUUGUGCAGAGCUUACACAAGAAGAGACAGAUAUUGCUCGUAAAGUAUCAAAGGCUUUCGGCCAAUCCGUAUGCGGACUGGAUCUUUUGCGUGUACAGGGAAAGUCAUAUGUUAUUGACGUUAAUGGCUGGAGCUUUGUCAAGGGAAAUGAUCAUUACUACGACCAAUGUGCACGUUUGUUGAGUGAGGACUUUUAUCGAUCGGUUCAGCGUCGUCCUUCGAUGCUAGUCGAUACAAUCCCACCAGAGAUUGCACCUGAAAAUUCGUGGCGCCUGAAGGGAUUUGUCGGUGUAUUCCGUCAUGGUGACCGUACUCCUAAAGAGAAAGUCAAAAUCUCAGUCAUGUCACAGCCUUUUAUCGAUCUAUUGGACGGAUCUAAGCAGGAAGUUGUAUUCCGCCAGAAGCACCAACUUGGCCUUGUUUCGAGUGCAGUCGAGGAAUGUCUUGAAAAGAAUCUUGAAGACUCUACAAAGCUACGUACCCUCAAAGAAAUCCUCGAAAAGAAACGAGAAUUGCCUGGCACAAAGGUCCAGCUGAAGCCCCAGUUUGACAAGACAACUGGCGAACUCAAGAAGCUACAAGUUAAUGUCAAAUGGGGAGGAGAGUUCACCCAUGCCGGCCUUCACCAGGCUCGUGAUUUGGGAGAAAACCUUCGUAAAGAUAUGAACAUCCUGAACAGAAAUGUAAUGGACAACGUCAAGAUCUACAGUAGUUCCGAGCGCCGCUGCCGUGCUACAGCAGAUGUGUUUGCACGCUGGUUCCUAGGCCAACCCGAUUCAAUUGAAGGGAUCAUCACCGAAAGUAAAUUCUUGCUUGACGACAGUAAUGCCUCUAAAGAACCUGGAGAUGCAGUUAAGAAACAGCUCAAGGAACUUUUGCGACCCGGGCACAUCAUUCCUGAACUGCAAUUGGCACAGAUGGGCUGGCCAAAAGAUCUUCCUCAACCUCAUCUUGUAUUGCAAGAAAUUUCUCGCAUCAUGGCACGCAUGCAACGUGUAAUGAAUGAAAAUUGGUCAACUAAGAAUGUCGAUGAGCUUCAGCGUCGUUGGUGUUGCUUUGAAUCGCCUACAUUGUUCAAGGAACGUUGGGAGAAGAUGUUUAGAUACUUUUGCAAUAAUGUUAGUGGUGAUGAUAGCGAUGAUCCCGAAGUGAGACGACGUGCUGAUGCGGAACGUGUGAUUGAUCCUUCAUGGAUUCCAGAAAUGUACGACAUGCUCAAGUAUGAUGCUCUCCACAACAGGCCAUUCCUCCAGGCAAUCUUUAGUGCAGACGGAACAGUUCCCGAUGACCGUAAUUCAAGACGGUUGUCUGGCGACAAUACCACACCUUGCUGCGGAAAUAACGACCUUAGAGACCUUUAUAAGAACGUCCGCCUGAUGUUUGACUUUAUUGCACCUGCAGAGUUUGGUAUCACGGAUACUGAAAAGAUGAACAUUGGGAUGUUGAUCAGUUUGCCUCUUCUCAAGUCUAUUCUUCGCAACUUGGCUGACAUGAAGAGAGCAGAUAAUCCAAAGACCCGGAUGUACUUUACCAAAGAAUCACAUGUCCAUGCUCUUCUUAAUCUCGUCUAUCUAUCGGGAGUACCUACCAAGGGACCAAGAAACAGACUUCCUGAACUUGAUUUCUUGACUCAGAUUACAUUUGAGCUUUAUGAACGCAAUCAAUUGAGUGAUGGGAAAAAGGAAUAUUCCCUCAGAAUUGCCUUUAGUCCAGGUGCUCAUUACGACAGUGUGCUUGAUUUGCAUAUGGAUGCUGAGCAUUGUUUAAAGGUGGCUCCUCGCAAAAAUCUCCUCCCACACCUAUCGCUUGAAGAAGUGGUGGCCUAUCACCAAAAAUAUCUAAAAGUACCCAAUCUGGCCAGUAUCGAGAAGCAAAUCGAGGCCACAAAACUUUACUACGCCCAGGAGGAUAACCAAUAGACCAGAAACCUACCUACGCUCACAUUUUCUAUAAAUAUAUAUACAAUUACAUUUAUAUAGGAUGUUUACAAAAUAUUCAUACAUCUGUGUAAAUACACUUUCAAAGAAAAAAAAACAUAUACACCCACACAAAAUAUAGAUAUCACUGCUGCUCUAAAACACUUGCACAUAUUCUUUUUCAUUUUUUUGUUUAUUAUUCUCAACAAGAAAUUCGACAGGUUGAUUUUUGCCUGGUUUCGCUUUUUUAUAUGCAAUUUUAACGGUUAGACUUGGCAACACGCUCGAGCUCGUCCUUCUUCUUGAUGGCAUAGGAGUUGGAGGAACCCUUGGCGGCGUUGAUCAACUCAUCAGCGAGACAUUCAGCAAUGGUCUUGACGUUGCGGAAAGCAGCCUCACGGGUACCGGUGGUCAACAAGGAGAUAGACUGGUUGACGCGACGGAGGGGGGAGACAUCGACGGCCUGACGACGGACAGUACCCUGGGAACCAAUACGGGUGGAAUCUUCACGGGGACCGGUGUUGAUAAUAGCAUCGACGAGGAUUUGGAUGGGGUUCUGGUCGGUCAACAAGUGAACGAUCUCGAAAGCGUGCUGGACAAUGCGGGCAGCCAACAACUUCUUACCGUUGUUGCGACCGUGCAUCAUGAGCGAGUUGGUCAAACGCUCAACGAUGGGGCACUGAGCCUUGCGGAAACGCUUGGCGGCAAAGCGACCAGCAGUAUGGGGGAGGUAGACAUGCUGGCGGACGGAAAUGUAAUCCUGGAGAGAGAUGUCUUUGACCUCGAUUUCCUCGUAGGACCACUUGUUGAAGAGCUUGGGAGAGCUUUCGGCGCUGGCCAAAAUGUCAGCAGGCAAGUUCAAUGCAACCAUGCU